AUUUAUUGGUGGAUAACGAAAAUGGCAAAAUGAGACACUUAUUGGUAAACGGAGGGAGUAUUGUAUAUGCAUACUACGAUAAACAAGAAUUUAAUAGCGCAUGUGGUUUGCAACCACAUGUCAGGUGUUUGAAUCCCGCUACGAACGCGCUUUGCUUGAUUUUAGCUGGUUGAAUUUGUAUAGAUAUUAAUGAUUGUUUUCUUCACACCAAAUCUGAUUAUAUUAAUUCAUUACUAUCAAUUAUUUAUAUUAAUUCAUUAAUAUUAAUAAUGGCUUUAAAACAGCGCAAAAUCUGAGCGUAUCACCUUUCCUUUGGCCGCGUAUUCGGCGGUGCCAAUGUCAGGGACAAUGUCUUUUGGCCCAUAGAUGGUUGGCCGCUCGAGCGGAUGAUCCCGUCCCGUCAAGCAAUGACUUAUUCAGCGAGUCAUCAUAGGUUGCAGGUCAACCCAAGAGGACGGUCUACCCACUACUCUUGCGAAGAUUUGGGUCUCUGUCGUGGAGGACCCUGUUAUGCCGAGUAAUCACACACGGAGGGGUUAUGGAAUCGUAUCAGGGAAGGAUACGUUUGACCAGAUAAAGACCGCCGCCUCCAAAUUCAGCGGCAUCUACGAGAACAACAUCCGCUCGAUGACCAUCGGCCAGAGAGUUCCCCAAAUUUCAGAGGGGUUGGAGGCGGGUGGCACGAAGCGGACGAAGCUUCGGGUUUCCGGCACCUAUAGCAGCAGCACUGGCAGUAACUCUGUCGACCUCAUAGACAAUGCCGAUCCAAAACCUUACCCAGUUCCUUGCCUCUGGCGUCCUAUGGGCCAAAAAGGGCGACGCGGAUGUCGAAAGCACUUCCAGCAAGUCUGCGGAAGUCCAAUCGAGCUCGGCCGCUUCGGAUCUGUCCCAAACUGUCAAGAUCCAAGUGUCGAAGCACCUGUUGGACAUGGUAUCACGUUGGCCGAGACAACCGACCCGUCAUUAAGAAAGAUACGCUCUUGUCAAAUGAUGAAGCGCAAUAUGAGGUUGCCCAUCGAUGGGGAUGCAUGCUAGUGAUGAUGGGGAGGAUGCCAACGAGUGAGCCGAGCGGCGUGUAGAAGCUGGUAGAUGGUUGUUUUUUUAAUUGUACUAGAAGUUUUUUUUUCAAUUUUA
Molecule: messenger RNA, 1134 nt
Organism: Salvia hispanica
Lineage: Eukaryota; Viridiplantae; Streptophyta; Magnoliopsida; Lamiales; Lamiaceae
Source: RefSeq, a predicted model, not a curated record